AACAACGCGCGUUGCAUCAUGGGAUAGAAAUGGCCAUAUGCUCGUCUUGCGACGAAGUUGUCUGCGUAGGUUACAGCUAACUUUGCGCCUAAAAGUUGUCCACUUGCGCAGCUUUGUAUUUAGCGAUACCAACUCUUAGCGACAGAGGGAGGACGGAAGAUACUUCUAAUACGUAACUGGCAGUCGGGAAAGAGACGAGGCAUGUUGAGGAGAUGGACAAGAAGCAGCCGCAGCACGCUCCAGCUGUUGAUGACCUGCAGACUGCGUUCAAGAAGUUGAGGGUCAAUUUCAACAGUGAAGGGCGGCGAGUGGCCUCCGGUCUUCAGAAGCACCACCACCACCAUCACCACCACUAUAACCACCUUUCUGCUCCGGUGCGCAAGUUCCGGUCACGGUCCACGUCCAUGAGUGCCCCCGACGCCAGCAGCACGGAGCAGAAGUUGGCUGCUGUCUCCGAGCAACUGCAGCAGGCCAGGCUAGAACCCUCGCCUGCCUGCCCUCCCAACAAUGUCUGCCCUACAGUCAAGACGCCACCCGGGCCAGAUCUGACGUGCUCGCAGCAGGCGAGGAUGGACGACACGACCGUCGACGAGCUCGCGGGAUAUUUCGACAACCUCGUCUACAUCCCGCGAAAGAUGUCCGUGAUGGCCGAAAUGAUGUACACGUAACAGCGUCGGCCGUAUUAUGACGCACAGCCCGAAAAUGAAACGGAGUUGACCUCCGUUGCUAUUAUCUUGCCGGUUUGUGCCGAGGCAAUUUGUGCCGAGGCAAUAAACCGUAGGCAAACGAAGGCUGCAGAGGUAGAAAGUUCAUCGCCCCUCUUAUCCCCUACCCCAUAUUUCGUGAUUUCGUGAUACAGGUUUCUUACGCGCUUGCUUUUACUGGCCUAGAGCAAAACGUUUGUCCCCCUCCUUUGUGAUAAGUGGGCCCCGCCUCUCUCUUGUACAGUUAGGUGAAGGCAAGCACAUGCUCGUCUCUUGUCGCAGUUUUUUGUAAGCCGAGGAGUGUGUUUUAUUUGGAGGUGUGUGCUUAUUGAGAGUUUUUCAUUCUUUGUACUUGAUAAACUGCGCAAGACUGUUUGCUAAGAUCAAACUCGUAAUGUGUAUUGGAUACAAUGCGCUGCAAUAUGCCAGAGUAAGUACGCACGGAAGGUUUGUGUGCGGGCAACUGUUACAGUGCCGUGCUAUCAAACCCCCGAAUCCCUCGGCGCAGCAUGCAGUUGUGUCCAGUCAUGUCUUUACAACAGUCCUUAGUCUAGCAGUGAGGUUUCAGAAGCCAGGUGAAUGCGUUUAGAAGUAUAGCCGAGUGUGUGCCCGCAGCCGUGUGUGAUGCGUCGUGUGUGAAAACCGCAGUAGAGACCCCUUGGCCGAGCAGCAAAAGGAUGUGAUGGCUGGGUGAUUUCCUGUGCGCCAAAGAGAACCCCUUAGACAACCUUUUCUAGCUUUACUACAAUUUUUUUAAUGCCUCACGGUGGCAACUUCGGUGUGUGGUUCCCUCUGGUGAGAGUUAUGUGCAGGUUGUCGG
Molecule: messenger RNA, 1524 nt
Organism: Rhipicephalus sanguineus (brown dog tick)
Lineage: Eukaryota; Metazoa; Arthropoda; Arachnida; Ixodida; Ixodidae
Exons: 4
Coding region: 213-668 (151 amino acids)
Biological process (GO): cellular response to hydrogen peroxide
Source: RefSeq, a predicted model, not a curated record